This is a messenger RNA of Fusarium vanettenii 77-13-4, 1799 nucleotides long. RefSeq lists its product as uncharacterized. The transcript has 2 exons. The record is from RefSeq and is a predicted model, not a curated record. NCBI's taxonomy places the organism in Eukaryota, Fungi, Ascomycota, Sordariomycetes, Hypocreales, Nectriaceae. The coding region runs from base 72 to 1799 and encodes 575 amino acids.
CCGGAGGCCUUUGCCAAACCCUUCAUCAUCCGGUAUAUAUAAUUCUUUGAAAUAUCUUGCACACACUCAAGAUGCCGAAAAAGAAGAGUUCAGUCACGAAACUCACCUCACUCUACGAUGCGCUCGAAAUCCCGCAGGAGGGCGAGCUCCCCUGUCUCGGGCACAUUGCAUUCAACAUCGCAUGCACGUUUAAUCAGAGAAUUGGAACGGACGGAAUCGAACCAAUUCUACUCGAACUAAUUAGUGCUACCAAGGAUGGAGCUGCGACGGAUUCGGCCGAGGCUCAGGGGUUGCUCAGGCGUCUGGCCAUCUGGCUUACAUGUCCGAGCAGCCAGCACGAUCAUCAUGUUCGACACAACGACCAUGUCUACGACAAGUACCAAUACGUUGCCUUUGUGCUUGGCGAGAGACUGAUGAGUUGGGAUGGAGGUGCGGAUAGCGAAACACCAGAGAGGACAAGGAGUACCAGACUGGCCGUGCCUGACUUUAGCCUCACUCGACGCCAUAAGCAUAUUGAAUCGAGCGACGAUGAGGGUGAGGAAUUGGAAGACGAAUAUGAAGACUACGAUGGAGGCGGAGAGGAUAGCGAGGAAAAUGAAGAAGUGUCUAAAGUGUCUACCGACGAAUCUACCAUGUCUCGCCGCCAACGACCGAAGCCCGAACGAGAGGGGCCUAUGAUAAACCAGCCGGCCGCUGUCACCCCGAUAAAACAGCGUGGUAGACCAACCAGCAACUCACGGGCCAGCACACCGACAAUGGGACACCUAGUCAACGGGCUUGAUUCUCUAUCGGUCAUCGACGAUGCCUCGAUCAUGUCUCCUGAGUCGACCAUCUCGCCAGGUCCCAGCGAAAUCUUCAGCCCUAUCUCGACUGCCUCGACACCGAUGUCUAUUCCUGACUCGGAGGUUCGUCCGCGCCGUUCUCGCUAUUUAAGAGGCGAAGAUGAAAGUCCAACAAGAAGGCAACGACAUUCAACAGGCGAUGACUACCUCGGCGAUGCCAUGAGGAGAAUGAGAGGUUCUCUAAAGAAAGGUGGGCAACUCGAGAAGAGCCUUCUACUGCGCAACCAAACCUCAGAGAGCGAAAGGUCAACGGAUGACGAGGAGGUUGAGGAGCAACCCACAAGCAAGAGCAAAAAGGCGUCACCUCGUCUCCUGAAAGUUGGAAAUAUGAGGUUUGCUCCAGCAAGUGAGGAUAAGAAGAAUGCGGUGCAACUCGUUCUGAAACGCUUGAGACAGGCCCCGAUGGGACAAAGUCUCUCACCAGGCUGGGUAUAUUGCUUCGCCGAGAAGACUGCUCCUGGAUAUCUCAAAAUUGGGUCCAAAAUAUCCAAGGGCAGCAACGACGACACGACGCUUUCGCUUGAGGACCAGAAAAACGACGCCGAGGUUCGAAAGAGGCUCCAGACGAAGACGGGACACAGGGAGUGGUUCGAGAUUUCGGAGGACGAUGCCCGCGAGGCCGUCGAGGUGUGGGAGCAGUUCAGCAAUCUCAUGCCAUACAACGAUAAAGGGCAGCUGGAAAAAUUCUGGUUCGACUACGCAACGGAUAAGUACAAGUCUUUUGUCGGCUGGCCGCCCGAGGAGUGGUUGUAUGAGUGCUGGGCCACCCUGACAGGCCCGGCUGCGGUUAACCACAGGAAGCAAAUCAGCAAGCUGGAAAGGAAAGAAACUGAACUCACGGAGAGACGGAGGCAAACAGAGGAGAGAAAGAAGGAGCUUGAGCAUGAAAUACAGAGUCUUAAACAAGAAGAAAAAGAGAUUCGGCGGCAGUUGGCUCAGUUGCAAGGGCAGCAGUGA